Molecule: messenger RNA, 1779 nt
Organism: Lodderomyces oxycetoniae
Lineage: Eukaryota; Fungi; Ascomycota; Pichiomycetes; Serinales; Debaryomycetaceae
Product: MFS transporter
Exons: 1
Coding region: 1-1779 (592 amino acids)
Biological process (GO): transmembrane transport
Cellular component (GO): plasma membrane
Molecular function (GO): transmembrane transporter activity
Source: RefSeq, a predicted model, not a curated record
AUGGAGCUGACUUCUCGGUCCAACUCCUCAGAGUCGAUAAAGUUGGUAGAUCAAUCAAAAAAUAAUAAAGAACAAGAGUCAUCGCUAGCAUCUGAAGAUGCAAAUGACGAUAUUUUGCAAUCAUAUCAUGGACUGGCACUGGACUUGGAAGUUAAUGCAAUUAAAAGAGAAGAGGCCUUGUAUGAUAAUGCACUUGAUCAAUACAAUCCCGAUUUAAUAGCCCUAGGGUCUAAUGCACUAUUGUCAAGGCAAAUUUCACGAAUAAUUACAAAUACCGAACUGCGAAAGCUGGGAAAGGCCUGGGCGGAAAAAAGUGGAACUAUUUUUUUGCUCGGAGAAGGCAGAGAGUUGCCACCUGAUCUACCAGAUAGGUCAGCAUUUAUUGUUUCAUAUAACGGAAAGGAUGAUACUGACCAUCCCCAUAAUUACUCGCUAUGGACAAAGAUAAUGUAUUCUUUUUGCGUAGGACUAGCUGCAUUAUCGGUGUCUAUGGGAUCAGCCAUGUUCUCUGCUGGCGAUACAGAAAUUAUGCAUAUUUUCCAUAUAGGUGUUUCGGUUGCGGCACUAGGCACUUCGCUUUUCGUGCUUGGGUUUGCAGCGGGUCCUGUUAUACACGGACCAUUAUCAGAGUUACUUGGGCGUAAAGUGGUUAUGAUCAUUUCAUGCCUUGGGUAUGUGUGUUUUUCAUUCGGUGUGGCUACUGGUAAAGAUAUACAAACCGUCAUGAUUUGUCGGUUUUUUGCUGGGUUUGUUGGUAGUGCGCCUUUUGUUGUUGCACCAGCAGUUAUGGUUGAUUUAUUCAAUGCAAAACAUCGUGGCGUAGCUAUUGCAGUAUUUUCCUGUACCUUGUUUGGAGGACCAAUGUUUGCUCCUAUACUAGGUGGUUUUACAGUGAAAAACCUGGCAUUGGGGUGGAGAUGGACUUCGUAUUUCUCAGCAAUCAUUGGAUGUGUUGCUUUAGUUUUGAACACUUUUGUACUAAAGGAAACUUACCAUCCUUUUUUGCUAGUAAGAAAAGCAGAAUUGUUAAGAAGAAAAACUGGUAAUUGGGGGAUUUUUGCUCCUCAUGAGGAAGUUACUUUGAGUUUCAGCGAAAUUGUCCGAAACAAUGUGGCGAGACCAUUGAAAUUGUUAAUUACUGAACCAAUUAUCUUAUUGGUUAGUCUUUAUAACGCAUUUAUUUACGGUAUGCUAUAUAUGUUCCUUACAGCAAUACCAAUUAUAUAUUCGGGAGGUUAUGGAUGGAGUCAAGGUGUUGCAGAACUACCAUAUAUCUCGAUGUUUUUAGGGAUAAUAUCGGGAUGUGCGUUAAUUGUUUGGUUUGAGUUUUAUACAAAUAAGAAAAUUGAAGCUCACGGACAUAAACCCGUUCCAGAAGAUCGAUUACCACCGGUUAUGGUUGGGGGUUUCACAUUUGUGAUUGGAAUCUUUUGGUUAGGAUGGAGUGGUGAUUACCCCAAACAAGUUCACUGGAUUGUGCCUACAAUAGGAGCAUUUUUUAUUGGUAAUGGGUUAAUAUCGAUCUUCCUUCCCACAAUGAACUACAUUAUUGACUGCUAUUUAUUCAUCGCAGCUUCGGCUCUAGCAGGCAAUGCUUUUAUCCGUUCAGCAUUUGCGUCAGCAUUUCCUUUAUUUUCUACACAAAUGUUUACUAACUUAACGGUCAAAUGGGCAUCAACGUUAAUCGGAUGUUUGGCGGUUCUUAUGUUUCCUAUCCCUUUUUUAUUCUAUAAAUAUGGAGCAACAAUUAGACAAAAGUCAACACAUGCUUUGCAUUAA